Cotesia glomerata is the source of this 1791-nucleotide messenger RNA. RefSeq lists its product as uncharacterized. The transcript is spliced from 6 exons. Gene Ontology annotation, biological process: RNA polymerase II preinitiation complex assembly; transcription initiation at RNA polymerase II promoter. Gene Ontology annotation, cellular component: transcription factor TFIID complex; SLIK (SAGA-like) complex; SAGA complex. Bases 133 to 1695 code for a protein of 520 amino acids. The record is from RefSeq and is a predicted model, not a curated record. Lineage: Eukaryota; Metazoa; Arthropoda; Insecta; Hymenoptera; Braconidae. Gene Ontology annotation, molecular function: transcription coactivator activity; protein heterodimerization activity; RNA polymerase II general transcription initiation factor activity.
AUAAAUAAAUUAGUAUUAACAAUGAAAUAAUAAUAAAAUAUCACUAGUUAAAUAUAAAUAUAAAUAAACCUUCGAGUGUUCAAAUAUAAAUGUUAUGUUUAACUAAAAUAAUUAAACUUAUAAUUAAUAAUCAUGAAAGAAUUAGUCCAACAAACUAACCUUUCAUCGUCAAUAAAUCAUCACUAUGGAUCCAAAAAUAAUAAUAGCACGAGCACAACAAGUACAAGCAAUAACAGUACAAACAUAACGAACGGUAACAAUCAGCGUAGAUAUGCAGUUUUAAGUAACGAAUGGGUGUCUGUGAUCGGCGAGGAAUUGGGCAUGCACCCACUGCCCGAUUCGCUGCUAAAAAAACUCGCCGAAGAUGCUUCCUACCGCUUACGAGAAAUUUUGCACAAAUGCGUGACAAGAUUGAGCCACAGCUGCAGGAAAAAGCUGCUCUCAACGGAUGUCAACGCUGUAAUUACAACACUUUGUGAUGCUGAUCCAGUUUACGGGUCUUCGGAUCCAAUGCCAUCCUACCACUCAGAAGCACAAGUAUUUGUUCCUCACGAAGAGUUGGUGGAUGUUGCCAGUGUGGCGUUGGAACCGCUUAAUUUAACGCAAAUUAAUGAACCGCACUGUGAUGAAGAUGAAUUUAUUGACGCUAAGCUUACAGAGUUUCGUCACGCUUACGCUAAACGAGCUCUUAAAAUUUUAUUUAAUGGAUCUAAGAAGACAUUUCAGGUUUUACUGAACGACUGUAUGAACAAUACUCACUUUGAUGGAGAAGGAAUAUUAAAUAUUUUAGUUUCAAUUGCUAGAUCAACUGUAAUAUCGAAUAAUGCUCAGUACACACGUGUUACAACACGUGCUUGUCAACUUAUUAUAGCAAUCACUUCAAAUACUGCUACUGUGUACCCUUAUCACAUAAAUUCGGUGGAAAAAUUAACAGAGUUAUUGUUAGAAUUGUUAUUAGGUCAAAGUUUUAUAGAUUCAAAUGUAGAAACAUUAUUCAAGACAUGUGCAUUGAAAUUAAUGCUCAGGUGGCCUGCAAAUGCAGACAAAUUUCUUCCGAUGUUAGAAAAUGUUCUAUCACAAGACCAUAAACCCAGUAAUACGAUUAAUAAAAAGAGAAUAACUGCAAUGGAAUUGUUAGUGGGGAUUCAGCCCCUGGUAUUUUUCCAGUCCACUUCUUCGCUAUCGCUGGAUAAUCUUUUAAAAGAAGCACCUGAAGGUUCUUCACUGUGGCAUCAAGUUGCACUUUCAGUUAACGCGCUGGUGAGGUCCAAUCAAACACUACCAAACCUUAAAUUAUUAAAUGAAAAUUACGGCGAUUCAUUGUUGCCAUACUUGGAGCCAAUAGACAAUGAAGAAAGUAAUGAAAAUUUACCACGGAUACUUCCUAUUAUUGUAAGGAGUAAAAUAAGGUACGCUAAAGUACGGCCUAGUAUCAAAGCUCCCAGUGAUAGACUGAGUAUAUUUCCUGAUUCUGUUUUACGCGGACCUCGACGAGAAAUAAGGUUCGCGUUUGCUGGUGGUAGACCAGUAGCUCCAAAUAAUUUACGAAGAGUGAGUUUACGUGCCAAUUAUCAGAUAUUACGUGGUGAUAAUCGUGCAACGACUGCCAGUGUUGCUUGUCGACGUCUUUUGAUUCUCAAAGACAAACAAAACAAACUUAAAAAUACUUACAAUCUAGCUGCUAUCCAACUUUAAAUUAUUUUUUCUAUUAUUAUUAUUUAAUCAAAAUUAUUUGAUACCUGAAACUUGUACAUAUAACUUAAGUGUAAAUUAAAAGCGUGUUCUUUCGUA